Drosophila erecta is the source of this 4819-nucleotide messenger RNA. RefSeq lists its product as uncharacterized. Bases 344 to 4765 code for a protein of 1473 amino acids. The record is from RefSeq and is a predicted model, not a curated record. The transcript is spliced from 11 exons. Gene Ontology annotation, molecular function: protein binding; ADP binding. NCBI's taxonomy places the organism in Eukaryota, Metazoa, Arthropoda, Insecta, Diptera, Drosophilidae.
ACAAAUACACAUAUUUUUUAACUGUUUGACAACCCUAUUGCGAUAGCGCAGAGCCAACUUGCUUGUGUUAUUUUGCUUGCGUGCAACGGUCACACCCGGAAAAUGUUCUGUUUUGUUAUUUUAAUGGACCAGCUUAGCUGGUGGUGUGCAAUUAUAUGUUAUUUAUUCAAUUCGCUUGUGUGUCGCUUAGAAUGUGCUAGAACAAUGUGAACACUGCGAAGAGUGCGCCCCAUUGCAGCCGGAGCAUCGAUAUAAUUAAGUUAAAGUGCAAUAUUUACGCAUACACUAACUAAAAAAUAAGGACGACGAUUUGUUAAAAAUAAACGACGAGCUUAAUACCAAUAUGGAUUUUGAAACGAGAGUUCCGCAAUACAACUACAAGGACAUUUUGUUCGUGUUCUUUGACAAUUUCGUCGAGGAUUUCGACUGCAAGGAUGUCCAGGACAUGCUGCUACGAGUGUUUUCCAAAGAGGAAAUUGACCACAUCAUCAACUCCAAGGAUGCAGACACCGCCACUCUUCGCUUAUUUUGGGCACUGCUCUCUAAACAGGAGAAAACAGUACAAAUCUUUGUGGAGGACGUUCUCAAUGGUGGUGAUUCGGCCAACUACGCAUUUUUAAUGGAUGCUAUCAAGGAUGAGCUUCGGCAGCCAAGGUUGAAGACAAGGAUGUACGUCGAGCAGCGAGAUCGUCUUUACAAUGACAACCAAGUGUUUGCAAAGUACAAUGUGAACCGCCUGCACCCGUAUAUGAAACUAACGCAGGCUCUGCUAGAACUUCGUCCAUCAAAAAAUGUAUUGAUCUAUGGCGCCUUGGGAUCGGGAAAGCAUUGGGUAGCCUUGGACGUGUGCCUAUCGUACAAAGUGCAACGCGAGAUGGACUUUAAAAUCUUCUGGCUGAACUUAAAGAACUGCAAUAGCCUUGAGACCGUGCUAGAGAUGCUGCAGAAAUUACUUCACCAAAUGGAUCCAAACUGGACCACUCGUAGCGAUCACAGCAGUAACAUAAAGCUUCGAAUCCACAGCAUUCAGGCGGAACUGCGACGACUACUUAAGAGCAAGCCAUAUGAGAAUUGUCUCCUUGUACUGCUUAAUGUGCAAAAUGCCAAAGCUUGGAAUGCCUUCAACUUGAGCUGCAAGAUAUUGCUGACCACAAGGUUCAAACAGGUCACUGACUUUCUCUCGGGAGCUACCACAACUCACAUUUCAUUGGAUCAUCAUUCGAUGACGCUAACGCCGGAUGAGGUUAAGUCUUUGUUUCUAAAAUACCUCCACUGCCGACCACAGGAUUUGCCUCGUGAAGUUUUGACAACGAAUCCCCGCAGACUAAGCAUUAUUGCUGAGAGCAUACGGGAUGGUCUGGCGACUUGGGACAACUGGAAACACGUAAAUUGCGAUAAGCUGAAGACUAUCAUUGAGAGCUCCAUUAACGUUCUGGAGCCCGCUGAAUAUAGAAAAAUGUUUAAUAGACUGUCCAUUUUCCCUGCCUCAGCCCACAUACCCAUUAAUCUCCUAUCGCUGAUAUGGUUUGAUGACAAAUCCGAUGGCGACGAUGCAAUGGUGGUGGUUAACAAGCUUCAUAAAUAUUCCUUGGUGGAAAAGCAACCGAAGGAGUCAACCAUAAGUAUACCCAGCAUAUACUCGGAGUUGAAAGUCAAGGUUGGAGACGAAUCUGCACUUCAUCGGAGGAUCGUUGAUCGCUAUAACAUCCCAAAAGCGUUCGAUCACGACGACUUAAUACUGCCUUUUCUGGAUAAAUACUUCUAUAGCCACAUCGGUCAUCAUCUGCAAACAAUUGAGCCCACCGAACGGGUGACUCUCUUUCGCAUGGUCUUUUUAGAUUUCCGUUUUCUAGAACAAAAGAUUCGCCACGAUUCAACUGCUUGGAAUGCCAGCGGAUCGAUCUUGAACACGCUGCAGCAGCUGAAGUUCUACAAGCCAUAUAUCUGUGACAAUGACCCGAAGUAUGAGCACUUGGUAAACGCCAUUCUGGAUUUCUUGCCAAAGAUUGAGGAGAAUCUUAUUUGUUCAAAGUUUAUGGACCUGCUUAGGAUUGCCCUGAUGGCCGAGGAUGAGGCGAUUUUUGAAGAAGCCCACAAGCAAGUUCAGCGAUUUGGCGAUCGAGUUUGGUUUACCGAACAUGGUCGUUUCCACCAGCACCGCCAGAUAAUAAACCUGGGCAAUAAUGAGGUGCGCCAUGCUGUCUACCUUGACAACGACUUUUGCUUGCUGGCGCUGAGCAGCAAGCAGCUUCUGCUAACCGAUGUUUCGCUAGAGGGAGAGGAUACCUAUUUGCUAAGGGACGAAAGCGACAGCAGUGACAUUCUACGUAUGGCGGUGUUCAACCACCAGAAGCACUUAAUCACCUUGCACAGCAACGGCAGCGUAAAACUUUGGUCGCUGUGGCCCGAUUGUCCAGAAAGGCGCCAUAGUGGUGGUAGCAGGCAGCGUGUGCGUCCUCCCGCCUCCGCUCAUCUUCGAAAGCCCACGGGCACGCGCAGCUAUCAGCAGUUAGUCAACAGUGUGGUCAAACGCUUUAUUGGCAGCUAUGUAAAUCAGAAAAUUGUGGCUUUCUAUUUGGAUGAAGACGCCAGAUUGCCAGAGACCAAAAUCCAAUUGCAUGUGGCAUUCAGCAAUGGUGAUGUGAGCAUUUUGAAUUGGGACGACCAAGAUCUGGUGUUCAAACUCUCGCAAACGCCUAUUUUAAAAACGAUGCAGUCGGAAAUUCGCUGUUUGGUUCAGGUUUUGAAGCGAUAUUACGUGGUCUGCACCUCCGAUUGCACACUUACUGUAUGGGAUUUAAAAAAUGGUUCCGGCGACAAGCCGGAACUACAAGGUUUUGAUGUUGAUAACGACACUCCAUUGGCCUUAGAAGUAUUUGGCGAAAAGACUCAGACCUCCACCGUAUUGCUGAUUUUUAAGUACAGCGUAUGGCGGCUCAACUUUAUGCCAGGUCCGUCAGUUAGCUUGCAGUCGGAGCCAGUGCAACUGCCAGAGGGAAGUUUUAUCACCUGCGGAAAGCGUUCGACUGAGGGACACUACCUACUUCUUGGUACAUCGGAGGGACUUAUUGUGUAUGAUCUUAGAAUCUCUGAUCCCGUACUACGCAGCAAUGUCAGCGAACAUAUAGAAUGUGUGGAUAUCUACGAUCUAAUUGACCCUGUCUAUAAGUACAUUGUUUUGUGUGGCGCUAAGGGAAAGCAGGUGGUUCAUGUGCAUACAUUGCGCUCUGUAAGCGGAUCGAACUCACAUCAAAACAGGGAAAUCACCUGGGUUCACAGUGCAGAUGAGAAAAGCGUUAUGACAAAGGCUUGCCUAGAGCCCAAUGUUUAUCUGCGUUCUCUCAUGGACAUGACCAGAGAGCGGACGCAACUUCUGGCUGUGGACUCCAAAGAGCGCAUUCACCUAAUUGAAACUGCCACCAAUCCAAGAGCUCGAAGGAGAUCUAGCAUUUCGGCAUGGUCUACAAUCACACCCACUCAUGCUGCCAGUAACUGUAAGAUAAAUGCCAUAUCCGCCUUCACCGAAGAACAGAUAUUCGUGGGAUAUGUGGACGGGGUGAUAAUAGACGUUAACCUGGAUGCAGCUCUACCUCAGCAGUUUAUAACGGGGCCCAUUGAUUACCUCAAGCAGGUCAGUCCAAACUUUCUGGUGGCGUCGGCACACAGUGCCCAAAAGACUGUGAUAUUCCAGCUUAGAAAGACAGAUUCGCUGCAGCCCAAUUGCCAGUGGCCAUUGCAGCUGGAUGUAAGCACCAAGUACGCGUCCUUACAGGAAGGAAAGUAUAUCAUUUUGUUUUCCGACCAUGGAGUCUGGCAUUUGGAUAUAGCUAACCCAUCUGCAUUCGUGAAACCUGAGGAAUCGGAGGAAUCCAUUGUUGGCUUUGAUUUAAAGAAUAGUCUUCUUUUUCUGGCCUACGGAAACAACACCAUUGAGGUAUUUCGUUUAAUAUUCAGCUGUAACCAGCUAAGGUACGAACCGGUCUGCGAAGAGGAGAUCGCCCAGAAGGCCAAGAUCAGUUAUUUGGUAGCAACGGAUGAUGGUACCAUGUUCGCAUUGGGUUUUGAAAAUGGCAUUUUAGAGAUCUUUGGCGUAGAAAACCGACAAGUGCAACUGAUCUACAGCAUUCAAGAGGUCCAUGAGCACUGCAUCCGGCAAUUGCGAUUCUCGCCCUGCAAGCAGCUCCUGGUAAGCUGCGCUGAGCAGCUGUGCUUCUGGAACGUAACGCACAUGCGCAACAAUCAAAUGGAGCGCGAGCAAAUACAGCGACGCAGUCGACGCCACAAGCAGCACAGUGUUACACAAGAGGAUGCUGUGGAUGCGGCGCCCAUUGCACCGGACAUCGAUUUAGAUCUCACAUUUGUUGCCCACGAAUUUCAACCUGGUAACCGAGAGACGGCGGAACUGUGGCGGAAUAAGCGCGGAAAUGCCAUACUUCCGGAACUCUUGGCCUGCAUUAAAUUUGUGGGAAAUGAAGCGCGUCAGUUCUUUACAGAUGCCCAGUUCUCCCACUUUUAUGCCAUUGAUGACGAGGGUGUCUACUACCAUCUGCAGUUGCUGGAAUUGAGUAGACUUCAACCUCCACCUGACCCAGAUCCAGGGGAGGUUGCCGAUCAAUAUGAAGACAUAAAAAAUCUCCGAAUCCUGGAUAGCCCGCUAAUGCAGGAUCCGGAUAACGAGGGUGCCGAUGUGGUCGGCAACCUGGUUCUGGAGAAGAACAGAAGAGUGGCGGCAGCGAAACCAAUUUUGGAGGAGGCCAGCUCAUGACGCCAGAAGUACGCCCCUUGGCGGCGCACGAUACAGGAAAGUCCAAACUACAAC